GCCUUCACAGCUGAAGUGCGGUUGGCAGCUAAGGAAAACAUGGAGCCAGUAUUAGGAACUUUUGGACAUGACGGCUGGGAAAAUGAUGAUGGAUUCGACGAAUCGAAGCUUCCAUCGUCUGGUUAUGAAUAUCUCCGAAGAGUUCAGUAAGUAACAAAAUUUGGAAUAUCGUUUUAAAUGUCAUGAAAAAUCCCUCAUGCAUGGCUUUUGAAUUCAAUAUUUUGCACUCUGUCUUCACAACUGUCCACAUUUGCAUCAGCAUACUCAACUCUUCAACUCCCAAGAUCUGAUUUUUAAUUCUCCCUUCUACCUGCUACACAUAAGUUUGAGUAUUCUCAAUACCUGUUUGGUGGAUAUUGUAUGGAUAUUAUGGGAAGAAGUUACAUGUUAAUCACUUCUGGGUGCUUAAGGGUUGAAAGAAGACAAUUUUGUUUCCAGGUUAGAAGCUAUGCAGUGCCCUGAUGUUGUAGUGGCCAGUUUUGACACUAACAGCUUCCAAAGCAAGCAGACUGUUCAUGUUAAUGAGGUACAUGUUCUAUUUUGCUCAAACAACUGACAUAAGCAAUUCAUAUUUUGAUUUUAAAACAAGCUGACACACAGGUACACAGUGAGAUUAAAAAAAAAAAAAAAUUUAUCAGCAUGAUAAGAUUCAAAAAGGAACCAAAAUUUGUUUUGGAAAUAAAUUAGCUCACAGUGAUGUGUUUCUGGUGUGAAAAAAAAAAAAAAAAAAUAAUACUGAAAAUGGAAAAAAAAACUAGCACCAUUUUGUUCUUUGAGCUUGACUUCAUUUUAUUUAAUAUUGGAUAACAACUUAACAACUUGUAAACCAUUAGCAUUGCCGUUGGUCUGUUGGACUGUCACCCUCUGAUAAGCAGUGCCACCUAGGAAUAAGACUUCCUUUGUACAAUGGGUAUCAUGUAAACAGAUAGUAAGAAAAGAGCAUGUUGCAUUCCACUUUUACUUUUCACUGAGUUAGUAGAAAUUUAGGGACAUAAACUUAUGUUGUAUACAGCCCCUUUUGUAACUUUGUAGAAAUUGUGGGACAACAGCAAACAUUGUAUUCUGCUCCUUUCAUAAGUUAAUAGAAAUUGUGAGACAACAGUAAACAUUGUUACAGACCUAAACUUUCACUCAACACAACAAGCACUGUGAUUGAUUGAUUCUUGAUUACAUGCCCCUGAUCAAAUUCAAAUGUAUCCCGACUGGGAUACAAUUGCAUAGUUGUUGCCUGCAUGCCAAAUACAACAGCACAUUUGUUUGUUUUUGCAUGAAUAUGAUUGUUCAAGGGAAAGUCUAAGUAAUUAUAUAACAAAGCACUUAAUAUAUGGUCCCUUUGGAAAACUAGUUAGUUUUGUUUUCCCUUGAGUCCUGAUAAUUCCCACGACAAAGUCAGUGCUCUCAGGAAAACAAAACUAACUGUUUCCCUUGAGAAGAUACAUUAAGUGUAUAUUGUAUUCUACUCCUCUUGUAAUUGGCUGUUGUGAUCUGUUUCUCAGAGAUCUGGUUGGUCACCAGCUCCAGCUGGAUUUGCCCCUUCUACUGAUUGGCAGAUGGAACAGGCUGCAGAUUUUGCCGAAAUCAGACAAGUAAGUGCUUACUAUUAAACUUGUGCAUUCCUCUCAUUGGCAAAAAUAAGUAUACUUCCCAUGCUAUCUGAAACUAGCAAAAUCAAUGGUGUAUAAGUUACAACUUAGCUUUCUCAUUGCACAAUUUUAGAAGAUUUGUUCCCUUCUGUUGUCUUCUUAUUUUCUUUCACUUCAGACUUUGUUGUAGCCUAGGACAUUCAUAGUUUGCCUUUCUUUCUGAUCUUAAGGUCAUUGAUUCUGGGAUUUCAUUUACUCAUGACCCUGCCUGGUGAAAUUCUUGUCACAGCAUCCCAUAAUUGUUCUUGUUGUCAUUUGCUUUCUCUUUUUUUUGUGUCCCUUGUUUUUGUUUACUUUUGGGGUUCCAGUAAAGGACCUGCCUGGUAAUACAUUAGCACAUGAUUUCCUAGUCAGAGUUUGGCAAAUUCAUUCUUUCAUCUUCCUCCUGAUUUGAAUCAGCAUAAUCUUCUUCCACCUUUUGCUUUCAUGGAUAUUCAUUGGUGUAACAUUAUAGCAUUUCUUCAGACUCAAUUUGAAAAAAUUUUUGACAAGGUAUUUUACAGGAGACUCUUUUACUAUUUGAGGUUGUGUCAAACACAACAUUCUUUUUUUCUCUCUAAUUUUUCAGAAACUUGUUUAUCACCGAUCAAAGCUUGGAAAAGAGGAUUCCACAAAGUUAACAUUGGUAAACCCACAGCAUAAUUUACUGAUUAAAAUCAUCAAACUUUUUACACCUAGAAGUGUUUGACAAUUCACAAUUUCAAAAGAUUAUUCAGAAAAAGGUAAAGAGAAAUUAGAGACUUGUGGUUGUUAUCUUGAUCAAACAUAAAAUUCUCCCAGCCAAUUUUAUGAAGAAAUAUUUAAGUAGUGACAUGGGAGAAUAACUAAUUAGAUCAUGAAGCUGGUGGAUGCUUUGCUUGGUCCUCACUGUGUGUGCUUUUGGAGGCUCAGGUCAGUCAUGAUAUUCAUUUAAUUUUCUUACUUGUCGGUCAAUUCUGUAGUUAUUGCUUUCUAUUAUUUUAUAUAUUGUACAGCCAAAGAAAUCUGAUUCUAUGGGAUGGUGCCGCUUUUGUCUUGGAGAACAAACUACUAUGAAAAUAUUUGGCAGGUAAUUGUAGACACUUUUCAAGAAACAUAAUAGUUUUAAGUUAUCUCAAUUGCCGUGGUCAAUUCUGAUGUUGGUCAUGAAGUUUUGACUGCUUGUCUUCUUCCAGCAAGGUGAACUGUUUGGAGAAAGUAAAAUGCAGCAAGUCACACUUCAUUACAAACCUUCAUUUGCCUCAUGUGCAUUCAGCUUUAGUUAGACACUCUUAGCUAUGAUUGAUAUUUUGAAUUUGUGCAACAGUUAGUACUGGAUGCCAUAUCAUACCUGUAUUUACCCUGUUUCUGUUGGAACAGAAAAGAUAACAAGAAAAGUGUUAAGGAUGAAGAUUUGUUGGAAAGUAGUGAUUCACAAGGCACCAAUCAGGUCUGUUCAUUUUAAUAUUGUUAUUACCAGUGUUAUAAUAAUUAUUAAUAAUUAGUAUAAAUCAAAUACUGUUAUCAUCAUUUUAUGCUGAAAGAGCUGAUGAUGGGCAAAGGUGCAAAAAGACUAACAAAUGAUUGCAAAUGACAAAUCAAUAAAAUUUACAAAGUUCAAUUUCAAAAUGUGCAGCAUAACUUCUGGUGCUUGUAAAUAAUUAUUCAAAAUCCUGUUGCAGGACGGGACACCUCCUUUAUUGAGUGUUGUUCUUCAAAUUAAUCAAGUAAGUCAAGCUACAAAUAUCGUAAAUAGUAAAGUUGUGUUAAGGACUUUGUUGGCGUAGCGAUGAAUUUGUCGAAGCUCCCUAACUCAGCAAGAUUUGAAAAUUGAGUUCUGACCAUAUCUGAGAUGUUUCUUUUUCUUUGCUGUUUUUUGUAUGUUUGUUUGUUUUGAAUGUGUGUGUGUGUGCACACUUCCGUCUUUCAUACCUUUAUCGAACUCAGAUCCCUUUCCAGCUUUUCUGUAGGUGUCACGCAAUGCUCUUGUUGUGUGACAUCCAGAAUAACAGUUGGGAAGAAAACCACACAGCCUUGCGAGUAGGUCCUUGUUAUAAGCGCAUUGGCACCACCGUUUCUUCCCAGUUCCCUCGCGGGAAAUUAUAGGCCUUGUGCAACGCGAGUCGUUGAGAGGUUACAAGGGUUCUAGCACUAGUCUGGCGCUAGUUUUUGUCAAAACGACUGGACUUGUCAUCUUUUACUUACCAGAAAGCUACAUUCGUGGGAGAAUACACGGGAUAAAAAUAAAAUAAAUAAAUAAAAAAACAAAAAAACGAUAGCUUCCUUGCAGGCCCUCGGUUUUAGUGCCAGACUCCCACCGAACCCUCUUCCCGACUCGUCACAAAUCUUCCCACGGACAGAGAAACACGCGUCCGCUACAAAGAUCACGAAAAACUCGGAUCCACUGUGAAAUUACAAGCAAUUUGGAAGGUGCUAUUUCCUAGACUGUUUUGUUUUAGUCGAAAUUACAUUUACUUUACAGGCCACUUUGCUGCAAGUUUUAGAAUUCCACGUUGAAUGGCUGGAAGAAAUCGGAUUUUCUCAUGACCAGGUAAAGCUAUUCAAACUAGAAUUUUGUUGUCUUUUCUUCAAAAUUUGGACGUAUUGGUCUAAUACAAUCGGUAUGGUCCAAUUAGCGAUGACAUAAAAUAAGGAGAUGAGUGGACUGUUAUUUCAUUUGUGGCAUUUAAAUUUGUCGUUAGUCGUGAUUAUAUGAAGACGGGCUGGACUUUAAACGUCUAUCUGGAUAUGUGUUGGUUUUGCGCGUUUCACGCGAAAGUUUAAAGCACCGUUCUACCUGCUCAAUUUUCCGCUUUACAUCAAGCCAUACAGCCAACGAUGUGCCUGUAGAGUAGAAAAUAUACUGUUUUUCAGUGUAUUUUAUUGCCACGGUCAGAGAAACGUGCGUCCACUACUAAGAUGUACAUUUUUAUCCUCUUCUUGAAACAUUUAUUUAUCUCGUGCUAAAUGCGAUUUUUCGUCAGCGAACUGUCCGAUAUGGCAAAUCUACGUAAUUUCAGAAUCGUCCCUCCAAAUUCUUACUCUGCAUCUUGAAAUAAUUCUUACACGUGCAUUUUUUUUAAAGGGGAAGUGGUUUUAUGCUCUUCUUGUUUGUCUGGAGAAGCCACUUUUACCAGAAACCACCUCACUACUUCGCACUCUCGCCAGACUCUGCGCAACCCUGAGAGCAUCGUUGGUAUGUACUUAUGAUCUGUUAAAAUUCAAAGGUACGAUGCUUAACGCUAAUCAGCGAACUUAUCAUGACUGA
Molecule: messenger RNA, 4869 nt
Organism: Pocillopora meandrina
Lineage: Eukaryota; Metazoa; Cnidaria; Anthozoa; Scleractinia; Pocilloporidae
Source: the annotation of a GenBank genome assembly